Parastagonospora nodorum SN15 is the source of this 258-nucleotide messenger RNA. RefSeq lists its product as hypothetical. The coding region runs from base 1 to 258 and encodes 85 amino acids. The transcript is spliced from 2 exons. The record is from RefSeq and is a predicted model, not a curated record. NCBI's taxonomy places the organism in Eukaryota, Fungi, Ascomycota, Dothideomycetes, Pleosporales, Phaeosphaeriaceae.
AUGACGAAAGGUGACGAUUACACUGACUUUAUCGAGCGUUGGUAUUAUCUACGCCCUAAGCCAACAGAGGGUCAAGCGGAAGUCGUUGCAGCUGUAAAUGAGAAAGAUAUGGUAAAAGCAAGCCAGGGGGAAAUUGACAAGGCAGAGAAGGAGCCCAAAGCAAGAGAAGAGCAGGAGGUCAAGGAGGUAAUGAAGGAGAACGAAUCGAGCAGAUUGGAUCAUAAAUUUGAGCAACCAAACAACCCAGAAGCAAAUUGA